AUGAAUAGUCUGCUGCAGUUAGAUUUUGAACUUGACAUAGAGGCAGUAGAUGCUCCGCAGAGCUGCAGAGCAGGGGCUGGCUCUGUCCUAGUGGAGCCUAUCGCUGCGCUGCUCAGCCACAGACACACCUCCAAAUAUCAGCACGCACAAAUGUAUGAAUGUAUGGGCCAUAUCACUCAGUGGGACAUGUGUUGGACUCAGCACUGUCUCGGACCCGCAGAGUUCACCACAGACGGACACCACGUGACUGUCGCCAACACUUGGAAGAGGGUGGUUGAAGUGACAGAAAGAGCUUCUCUGAUUCAUGGACGAUAA
Knipowitschia caucasica is the source of this 315-nucleotide messenger RNA. The record is from the annotation of a GenBank genome assembly. Lineage: Eukaryota; Metazoa; Chordata; Actinopteri; Gobiiformes; Gobiidae.